Messenger RNA from Cladocopium goreaui, 1200 nucleotides. The record is from the annotation of a GenBank genome assembly. NCBI's taxonomy places the organism in Eukaryota, Dinophyceae, Suessiales, Symbiodiniaceae.
AUGGCCAUGGGAUGUGGUGCAUCGGAAGUCAGCACUGAAAGUGACCGCAACGCAGCUCCUUCGAAUGUGGAUGUGACGACUGCCUCUACGGGGCCGCAGCGGAGGUGGGUGCAGAUUCCCGGUGACAGGGCGGAAAGUGGCUAUGUUCGCUUGUCGCCCUUUGACUAUGCCUCUGCGGGCCGGCCGGUGCCGAUGGUUUGGUUCUAUCCCGAGAGGUUGGACCUUGAUGCCAUGGUGGCGACGUUGGAAAAGACGCUGGAAAAGUACCAGCUCUUCACGGGAAGGUACGCGGCACCUCCCGAGGCUGUCCAGCUGAACAACCAGGGCAUUCCCGUGGAAGUUGUGGAAACGUCGGGUUCUGCACGAGAAGCCGCGGAGACGUAUCUGCCACUGCAAGAGGAGUACAAGGUCUAUCCAAGACAUAGCAAUGCGGCAUUCCUGCCUUCUGCAGAGAUUCAUGCCAAGAUGGACCCUGACAAGUUUGACCCAGAAGUGCCGCUGCUGGCUGUGAAGCUGACGCGCUUUGCAGAGGGAGGGACUGCACUGGGUUUGUUGCUGAUGCACGCAGUGGCUGAUGCUCAAACAGAGAUCCUUUUCCUCACGAACUGGAGUCAGACCUUUCGACAUCUGCCGAUGGAUCCCCUUCCCGUGCAUCAGCGCUGCCCUCCCCAGGUCUGUGGCGAUGAAAUAUCCGAUAGUGACCUGACAGCGCCAAGCACGAUGAAGAUGCGAUGUGUACCUCAAGAUGAACCUGUGAUUCCUGAAUUUGCUCCAGCGAUGCCAAAGAUUAUGGGCCAGAGUAUUUGUGCCUUCAACUUCCCCAAAACCACAGUCGACCGCAUGGUGGCCGCUGCCAAAGUGAGCGCUGCUGAAGCUCUCGACGAGGGCCGCUACUUUUCCACCGAUGACGUGUUGUCUGCACAGCUCUGGAAAGCGAUGGUGAAGCUACGAUGCCGUCAACUGGAGAUUCCGGAAGACAGCGAAGACAUCACCACAUCACAGCGCGCCUGCAACUUUCGUGGCCGCUGCGAGCCAAAGUUGGGUCAUGGAUACUGCGGCAACGGUGUCACGCAAGUGUGGACAGAGAUGAGGGUGAAAGAUAUCCUAGCAGCAGACAUUUCAACCAUUGCCUUACAGUUGAGGGCUGAUUUACAGAAAUUUACCCCUGCUACCGUACCGCUUUAUGGCCGAUGGCUCUAG